AUUGCGGGCGUCAGUGGCCAUGGCGGAUACAGCGACUACAGCAUCAGCGGCGGCGGCUAGUGCCGCUAAUGCUUCGACCGAUGCACCGCCUUUCCAACUGGGUAAACCCCGCUUCCAGCAGACGUCCUUCUACGGCCGCUUCAGGCACUUCUUGGAUAUCAUCGACCCUCGCACACUCUUUGUCACCGAGAGACGUCUCAGAGAAGCUGUGCAGCUACUGGAGGACUACAAGCAUGGGACCCUGCGACCAGGGGUCACCAAUGAACAGCUCUGGAGUGCACAGAAAAUCAAGCAGGCUAUUCUGCACCCGGACACCAAUGAGAAGAUCUUCAUGCCUUUUAGAAUGUCAGGUUACAUUCCUUUCGGGACGCCAAUUGUGGUGGGUCUUCUCUUGCCCAACCAAACACUGGCCUCCACUGUCUUCUGGCAGUGGCUGAACCAGAGCCACAAUGCCUGUGUCAACUAUGCAAACCGCAAUGCUACCAAGCCGUCUCCGGCAUCCAAGUUCAUCCAGGGCUACCUGGGAGCUGUCAUCAGUGCUGUCUCCAUUGCUGUGGGCCUUAAUGUCCUGGUUCAGAAAGCCAACAAGUUCACCCCAGCCACCCGCCUUCUCGUCCAGAGAUUUGUGCCAUUCCCUGCUGUAGCCAGUGCCAACAUCUGCAACGUGGUCCUGAUGCGGUACGGGGAGCUGGAGGAAGGCAUCGAUGUCCUGGAUGCUGACGGCAACCUCGUGGGCUCCUCCAAGAUUGCGGCCAGACACGCCCUGCUGGAGACGGCGCUGACACGGGUGGUCCUGCCCAUGCCCAUCCUGGUGCUGCCCCCGAUCGUCAUGUCCAUGCUGGAGAAGACGGCUCUCCUGCAGGCGCGACCCCGGCUGCUCCUACCUGUGCAAAGCCUCGUGUGCCUGGCAGCCUUUGGGCUGGCCCUGCCACUGGCCAUCAGCCUCUUCCCGCAGAUGUCAGAGAUCGAAACAUCCCAGUUAGAGCCUGAGAUUGCCCGGGCCACAAGCAGCCGGACGGUGGUAUAUAACAAGGGGCUGUGAGUGGUGGCCGGCCGGCCUGGGGACAGAGCAUCGUCCAGGCCGGGGAGUUUGGGGCAGGGAAGGAGUCUCAUGGGCUGCACCUGCAGGGAGGGCAGAUGGACCCCACAGUCCCAGGCCACCUGGGGGAGCACUCAGCCCACGUGGUAGGGAGACUAAUCCAUUCACAUUUUAACCUAGGGGAGAGGAAUUCUGACACAUUUCCUAUACAAAAGAAUCAAGUGCAUUUCUGGGCCUUAUGUGGGGUUAUCAAAACUCUACUCAGCACAAUUAUGUAUGAAACUGGAAAACUACAGAGUGCCCACAGGGUAGAAUUAGGAUCCUUUUAUACUUUGAUUUAUUUUUUUCUUUUUCUUUUUUAUCAGAAUUAAGUCUGAGCCUUGGUUGCAGGUGACCAGAAGUGGCAAGUGAACAAAUGAUGGGAGCCUAGGAACUGGGUUGGUUUGGUAGCUGGGCUGGUAGAUUUAGAGUGGCCAGGCCAGAUGGCUCCUUAGGCUGGAGAUGGGGAGGAAGAGGAGGUGGUCUGUACCCGACAGGAUGAACUAGCCAUGUUGAAGGUCCUCAGGACAGGACCCAGGGAGUCAAGGAGCACUGGAGGCCUCUGGAAGAUUCUUUGGGCAGCAGGCUCUCAUAGUGGUCAGCUCUUAUUCAUGUUACAGCUGCAGACCCAAUUCCUCUGCCAAAUGCCCAGUGAUACUGGGACUAGGGUCAACCCUCAUGGAGCUCUCACUGAUUCCAGUCCCCUGCAAGGACCCCAGCUCCAAGCAGAAAACCCCAAGAAGGAAUGAUGCUUCCAGUGCAGGAACCAUGCCCCUGCACUGGCCUCUGCAGAAGGAUCCUCUUGCAAGCACAUGCUGGGGCUGAGGAUGAGCUGGAACUGGUCCACCUGUUGUCCAGGGAAUCUCCAGCCAUUGAUGCUGCCUGCAACAUUCCACCGCUUCCUGAGUAGGAGGGUCUCGUGCCUGAGAACGCCGAAGCCAGAUCCCUGGGAGCUAUCUCAGCAUCGACCCAGGAAUGGUGGGGCCCAGCUCUGGCACCAAUGGGCCGGUGACUGGGCAAUUCACUCCUUUCCCUUGGCCUCCCCUCCUGGCCCAGAAGCAUAAGACUGGAUCAAGGGGUUCCCAUCACUCUUCCAGCUUGUCCUUUCCUGUCCUGCUCAGGUGCUGGUCAUCCUGGGCACAUGCCCAGUGUGGACACUGGACUGGGAAAGGGGCAGGCCCCUUGGAAUGGCUAGCAGUUGGCCUCAGAAAUCAGACCUUGCCUUUCUGUGUGUGACCCCACAUCCUGGAAGACUUGAACCUUUGCCCAAAACUUAGCCAUUCUGGAGGAGGAGAAAGUGUGGGUGCCUGGGCCUUGGGGGUGGGCCACACUUGCAUGCCACCCCUCAGCUCUGCAGCCUCAGAGGCCCCUACCUGCUAGCUCCCAUCUCCCUUUCCUCUGCAGGACAAGGACAAGGAGAGAGUUCUAUAGUGGGAAGCAGGACCUGGGUGGGGGGUCAGCAGGGUAACUCCUUGUCUGAAAGACCCAAAGGAAGGGGAAUCACUGGCUUCAAUGUGCCCCUCGCCUGACCCCCACAAUGACAGAAGCUCUCGACAGGCAGCCUCUGGGCCUCCCUCUCCUGGUGACUCCACCUUGGGAGGAAUCUGGGCUCGAGCCUCUGCAAGGCACAAGAGUGUGGCCACAGAUGGCCCCUCAGCAACUUAGGGCAGGUGUAUCUGUGAUGAAGGGGUCUUCUGUGGGUACUGACGGCGGGUUCCCACCCAGAAGCCACGGUGCCCCUGCCCCUCAGCCAGCCCCUGGUGACCAGCAGCUGGCUCUGCAGGAUGUUGUCCUUAGGGCCCACCACUCUCCUGAGGAGCAUGCCACCCCUGCUCUUCAGGAAAGGGAGAAGACAUAAAAGAGCAGCGAGGGCGAAGUAGCAUGGGAGAGGGGCCAUGGUGUUGAAGGGGGAAACACUUUUGAGCCAAUCCUGUCAUAAUGUGAGCCGCCAAUGACUGCUGUGCUGUGCUGUCUCUAGGCCUGGAUGGGGGCUUGGCAUGUUUGGGUCCUCUUUUGAAGAGCUCACUCCAAGCUCAGCCUGCCCCCACUUGUCAUAGGGUCUUGUUCUCAUGCACUUUAUCCUGGGGACCAAAACUGCCUCCCAAGCCAUACUCCCUCUGGAAGUAUGGCCAGAGAUGAAGCCUUUCCAGUUCCCCUGUGCUGGUUGCCCCUGCCCAUCCUCACCCUGCCCCAUCCCUGUGGCCUCAGCCUCCCAUAACUUACACGCUUUUUAUCUGGAUGAUUUUCAUCAAGCUCUCAAAUGCAAUUCCUAUGAGCCAAAGGAAUGUUCCUGUAGGGGUGUGGUGGUAAAGGAUCCUCAGGGUAAUAGUGACAGAAGGACAGCAGGCCAUCCUGCUAAGCCUUGGUCUGGCUUUGAAAAACCCCAUAGAGGGAAACUUUCUGCUCAUGCCCAUACCCAACUCUGCUGAGGCCAGGGGAGUGAGGGCUCGGGGGCGGCUGGGUUGGGUAAACCUGGCUCAGCUUUGCUGGAAUACAGGGCACAUCUGCAGCUCUGGUGUCCUUUCCCAAACCCCUCUUAUCACUUCAAACAUUCCCUCAGGCUUGAGGAUGCCCUUCUCCCAUUUCUGGAAAGCAAUUUCAGAGUGCAGAAGGCAAAAUCCCAAGAUGUCAGGAUGGCCACCAGACCUCUUUUCAUUUCCUGAUUGUGAGCUGGCUACUUUCCUGUUCUGAAUCUGUGGCCUGGGAGAAGGGUGGGGUUCAUGAGGAGAAGAGCCCGUGGAAGAUCUAAGGUGGUCUUCCAGCCUUGGGUGGGUAGGAGUGAGGCCCCAACCCACAUGCCUCAGCACACCCAGGGGACUUUACAGUGUCUUUUUAACCUUCUCAGAAAUUUUCUCAGCCUAUGUGAUUUAUGUAAUACUAAUGAACUGUGGGCAAUAAAUGAUGGAUUU
Molecule: messenger RNA, 3987 nt
Organism: Sciurus carolinensis (gray squirrel)
Lineage: Eukaryota; Metazoa; Chordata; Mammalia; Rodentia; Sciuridae
Gene: Sfxn5
Product: sideroflexin 5
Exons: 14
Coding region: 20-1042 (340 amino acids)
Biological process (GO): citrate transport; mitochondrial transmembrane transport; monoatomic ion transport
Cellular component (GO): mitochondrial inner membrane
Molecular function (GO): citrate transmembrane transporter activity; monoatomic ion transmembrane transporter activity
Source: RefSeq, a predicted model, not a curated record